GUUUUGUCGGCAAGGCGAACGACGCGUCAACAUUUAUUAGUUGAUAUAGUUCAACGGAUGAGCCUUAUUACACAAACUCCAAUCAUUCUGUGACUCUUCAAAACCAACUCUCUUGUCUCUCUGUGACUCACAUUCAUCCAACUCUCUCUAGCUAUGUCAACAUCCGAGAACAAAGUGGAGAUAGUCGACAGAGGCCACAAGGAGGAGGAAGAAAAAGAAGAAGGCAAAGGAGGCUUCCUCGACAAGGUCAAAGACUUCAUCCACGACAUCGGCGAAAAGAUCGAAGGAACCAUCGGCUUCGGCAAACCAACCGCCGACGUCUCCGCCAUCCACAUCCCCAAGAUCAACCUCGAGAGAGCCGACAUCGUCGUCGACGUCCUCGUCAAGAACCCCAACCCCGUCCCCAUCCCUCUCAUCGACAUCGACUACAUCGUCGAGAGCGACGGGCGAAAGCUCGUCUCCGGCCUCAUCCCCGACGCAGGAACCAUCAAGGCCCACGGGGAAGAGACCGUGAAGAUACCCUUGACCUUGAUCUACGACGACAUCAAGAGCACUUACAACGACAUCAACCCGGGAAUGAUCAUACCUUACAGGAUCAAAGUCGACCUCAUCGUCGACGUGCCUGUCCUAGGGAGGCUGACGCUUCCCUUGGAGAAGCGCGGCGAGAUCCCUAUCCCCAAGAAGCCUAAUGUCGACGUGGAGAAGAUUAAGUUCCAGAAGUUUGGUAUGGAAGAGACCGUGGCGAUUUUGCACGUGAGGCUUGAGAACAUGAAUGACUUUGACUUGGGGCUUAAUGAUCUUGACUGCGAGGUGUGGCUGUGCGACGUGAGUAUUGGGAAAGCGGAGAUAUCGGAUUCUAUUAAGCUUGAUAAGAAUGGGAGCGGGUUGGUUAAUGUGCCGAUGACGUUUAGGCCCAAGGACUUUGGGUCUGCGCUUUGGGAUAUGAUACGUGGGAAAGGGACGGGGUAUACUAUUAAAGGGAAUGUGGAUGUUGAUACGCCGUUUGGUGCUAUGAAGUUGCCUAUUAUUAAGGAAGGUGGUGAGACUCGUUUGAAGAAGGAAGAUGAUGAUGAUGAUGAUGAUCAGGAGUAAGGGAAAGAGCUCAAGAGAGUGAGUGUGUUGAGUACUGAGACUCCCAUCUUUAAGAAUAAUGUUUUAAGUUAAAAACUGAGGACUUGUUUGGUGUGUGCUGUGCUUUUGAUGACUGUUGGAUCAGACUUAUGAGUAGUGAUGUCUUUUUUAUUGGACUUCUCUAUAUCAGUGUGGGUCCGGUUAAUUA
Messenger RNA from Brassica napus (rape), 1279 nucleotides. RefSeq lists its product as uncharacterized. The transcript has 3 exons. The coding region runs from base 154 to 1092 and encodes 312 amino acids. NCBI's taxonomy places the organism in Eukaryota, Viridiplantae, Streptophyta, Magnoliopsida, Brassicales, Brassicaceae. Gene Ontology annotation, biological process: response to desiccation. Gene Ontology annotation, cellular component: cytosol. The record is from RefSeq and is a predicted model, not a curated record.